Molecule: messenger RNA, 2686 nt
Organism: Ipomoea nil (Japanese morning glory)
Lineage: Eukaryota; Viridiplantae; Streptophyta; Magnoliopsida; Solanales; Convolvulaceae
Product: dymeclin
Exons: 18
Coding region: 249-2429 (726 amino acids)
Biological process (GO): Golgi organization
Cellular component (GO): Golgi apparatus
Source: RefSeq, a predicted model, not a curated record
GAAUUUCGCUCGGGGGAAAGGUCCUCGUCUAAAUUCUAAAACCUUCAUUUCCAAGCUCUCUCUCUCUUCUCUCUUCUCUCUCUCUCUCUCUCACAUACACAGUCACACAGAUCCAUAGCUCCGGCAAGUCGUCUCUGAAAUGUCAUUCCGAGCUUAUACUUCACUCGCAAGAAGGAUCCGUUGAAUUUCGUUCUGCCGACAGUAAUAUCGUAUAUCUUCGUUAUACAUACGCGUAUAUAGCGGUGUGAAUGGGGGCGGUGCCAUCAACGCCGCGGUUCACCGGCGCUGUGCGGCAGGAGACAGCGGAGUACCUAAUUGGAGCGUUUAUCGGCGAUAAAUCAUAUCCGCUUACCUCGGAUUACUGGCAGAAGCUUCUCCUGCACCCACUCUACCUCCAUUGGUCCACCGACCGUGUUCACGAAGCUUGCCGCCUCUUCGCAAAGAACAACCAUAACACGAGGCACCUUGCCAAGAUCCUAGUUCAUCUAAGUUGGUGUUUGCAAGAGUGUGUUUCUGCAUCAGAUGUACCUUCUUUGUCUAUUAUGAAAGCCCUCAAUGCAGUGUACAUCUCAUCUAUUUUUCUGAAAUACCUGAUUGAGAAUGCCAAUACUGAUAACUUUGAAGAAUUGUACAUAUCUCUAAAUGAAAGCGAGGAGAUACCACAUAAUCUCUCAACAGAUCAGAGGAUUGAGCAUCUCAUUGUCCAUAGUGUGUUUAGCUUUGUUGGAAAAGUAGACGUGAGUACCAACUCAUUUCUUCUGCACUAUGAACUGCUUAACUUCAUGCUUGUUGCCAUGUCAACACAACUCCUUUCGGGGCCAUCACCUGGCCCAAGUGAUAUUCAUCCUUUCAUUGAUGCUGCAAUGGUACAGGAAAGCUCUUUGGUGAAUAUGGUUGUUCAAAAACUGCUUCAUAAUUACAUCACGCGACCACGCUUCCCUGCAAAGUCCUUAUCUUAUCAGAUAUUUGCUGAAGGAAAUCAGCCUGGUGUUUUACAGAGAGUUGGCUCUGUAGCUGCAAACCUUGUGCUAUUGCCAUUAAAUUACUUUGCCAGCUCCAGUGCUGAAGCUUCUAAAAGUCCAUUGGCAGACAGCAGUCUGAAUAUUUUACUUAUCCUUACUCACUACCGCAAGUGUCUCAAUGUGGACCGUGGAAAAGAUGAAAGUGAUUACAGUAUUUCAGAUCCUCUCCCUAAGGAAGAAACAUGUUUUUUUGAAAAUCCUUACUGCGUGGCCUUAAAUAAUGCUCGGGAUACUGAAUUUGAUCGUGUUGAUAUAGAAGGGACUGCACAAAAUGGUCCACUUGUGAGACUGCCUUUUGCUUCUCUUUUUGAUACCCUUGGGAUGUGCAUGGCUGAUGAGACUUCUGUUCUCCUUCUUUAUUCACUUGUCCAUGGGAACUCAGAUUUUCUAGAAUAUGUUUUGGUCAGGACAGAUCUUGAUACCCUGUUGAUGCCUUUGCUGGAAACACUGUAUAAUGCUCCAAGAAGGGCACCCAACCAAAUCUACAUGGUCCUAAUUAUCCUUCUUAUACUCAGUCAAGAUUCCUCUUUCAAUGCUAGCAUACACAAACUGAUGCUGCACAGUGUCCCAUGGUACAAAGAGCGUGUCCUUCAUCAGACAUCUCUAGGUUCUCUCAUGGUCAUAAUCCUGACAAGGAUUAUCAACUAUAAUCUAUCUAAACUUCGGGAUGUUUAUCUCCAUACAAAUUGUCUAGCAACUUUGGCAAAUAUGGCACCUCAUGUCCAUCGCCUUAGUGCCUAUGCAUCACAGCGUUUGGUUAGCCUUUUUGAUAUGCUUUCACGCAAGUACAACAAAUUAGCUGAGAUGAAAAAUGACAAGAUGAGUGUUUCCAAUGGUGAAUCAAUAGGAGACAAUCUACCAGAGGACAGUUCAGCUGAGCUGCAUAUAUACACCGACUUCCUGAGGAUUGUUUUAGAAAUACUGAAUGCAAUCCUAACUUAUGCACUCCCUCGAAAUCCUGAGGUUGUUUAUGCAAUUUUGCAUAGGCAGGAGGUUUUCCAUCCUUUUAAGAGUCAUCCACGGUUUAAUGAGCUGCUUGAUAACCUUUUUACGGUCUUAGACUUUUUUAACAGCCGCAUGGAUGCACAAAAAAUAGAUGGUGAAUGGUCAGUGGAGAAAGUACUUCAGAUCAUAAUUGUUAAUUGCCGAUCUUGGAGAGGUGAAGGCAUGAAGAUGUUUACGCAAAUGCGUUUUACUUAUGAACAAGAGAGUCAUCCAGAGGAGUUCUUCAUACCUUAUGUAUGGCAGUUGGUUCUGUCUCGAAGUGGUUUGGAUUUUUCUCCUAGCAGUAUAAAUCUUUUUCCAGUUGACCUCCCUGUGGAAGAUGGAUUUGCUGGUUCAGAUGCAGGCAAGCUACAAAAUGGCGAAUUGGAUGGAAGUAAACAUGUCGGAAUCUGGGUUGAAUGAUCGUGGGCCCCAAAAGUUGGUUGGUUGUAUGUAUAUAUGUAUAUAUAUACGCAUAUACAUGUGUAUAUAUAUACAUCUUAGAUAUGUAUUCUUCUCAUUCUUUAAUAUGUUUAUAGCUCAAGAGUAUAGAUGUGGUUACUUAAAGUUGAAUUUGUUGAGAUUUUUUACCAGUGUAAUGAAUGGGAGUGUUGGUAAAGUUCAGGGCUAGUCUUUUUCAGGGGCGUUAAAAAUUUUCUGGUAGCCAUGUGAUAUAAUUU